AUGAAAACCACAGAACCACGAAAGCAAGAAAACACGAAAUCAGGAAAAGCACGAAACCCACGAAACAAGAAAACACGAAAUCAGAAAAGCACGAAAACACGAAAGCAAGAACCACAAAACUUAGCCACAAAAGCACGAAACCCGCUGAAACCCCGAAAGCACGAAAGCCGCACCGAAAACCCCUACGACCCCCUACACCCCUACACCCCUCUACACCCUCUAACACCCUACACCCCUACACCCCUACACCCCUACACCCCUCUACACCCCUACACCCUACACCCCUACACACCCCCUAACCCCAAAAAACCCUACACCCCAAACCCUUACACCCCUUACACCCCUACUACACCCUACACCCCCCUACACCCCUACACCCCUACACCCUCGCCCUUACCCUACACGCCCCUACACCCAUACACCCCGCACCCGAGCCCCGACCCGCGCGAGCGAGUGGCGGCAACACCCUGGGUCAAGUGCUGGAGCUUCUCGUGUGACCUUGGGAAGCCGGGCAAGUUCGCCACCGGUCGAUAG
This is a messenger RNA of Penaeus vannamei (Pacific white shrimp), 534 nucleotides long. NCBI's taxonomy places the organism in Eukaryota, Metazoa, Arthropoda, Malacostraca, Decapoda, Penaeidae. The record is from RefSeq and is a predicted model, not a curated record.